Messenger RNA from Aspergillus mulundensis, 3279 nucleotides. RefSeq lists its product as uncharacterized. The record is from RefSeq and is a predicted model, not a curated record. Lineage: Eukaryota; Fungi; Ascomycota; Eurotiomycetes; Eurotiales; Aspergillaceae. The transcript has 2 exons. Bases 1 to 3279 code for a protein of 1092 amino acids.
AUGGUCGUGUCUCUGAGAGCGGCGCAGCCCAGCAGCCGUUCCUUCCGAAAGGGAUACUCGUAUAGUACUUGCUUUCGUCCGAUAUAUGCAACUUCUUUGAACCCGCCUGUCGAUGCCUUUUCGGACCUGCCUCCCUCAAAUCAGCUUGUACACGAGAUUGGCGCUUCCGCGGACCCUUCUUCUUGCGAAUUUUGGUGUUCGUCCAGGCUUAAGUCUCGCCUGAACCAACAACCCUUCCCUCAGAUAAAGGUUCCAAAGCCGUGGGCUCCCAUAGCCGGACGCGGUAAAGGAGACCCCAAUGCGGAUCCAAGCUCGUCGCCUCCGUCGCAGUCGGCGCAAGCCAGUGGCCGGGAUGGCUUUCCCAGCACUGAAACGAGGGCUUUAGAGGGGUUGUCGCCAGCCCAUAUGAGCCCGUCGAAUUACCUGCUAGACACUAUCCAGAAGAAGACGCCCAACGACUCGAAGUACGGCAUAGAGAAUUGGGCCAUUUCUGAAAAGUCUCCCAAACCUCUCAGCACCCCUUUGACAUGGAAGCAACGAAGGCAUUCGCAGCAAACGGAGAAAAGGACUCUACAAAAAGUUACUGCGGAUUUCAUUCAAUUCGUGGGUCCGGUCUUACGAGACAGCGAUUACAGACCCGAACACGAGCUCUCUGCAUUUAAACUCGACAAGGCCCUAGUAAACGUGGUUCGGGGUUCAUACAUGGAAUAUUUGGAAAGCCGACAGUAUGAUAUUACAGAUGUGAUGGCUUGGGCGUGGGUGCUCAUGAGUACUACUACGUACGAGGCCAUCCUUCGCAUUUUCUGCCUGGAGGCAUAUGGAUCGGUGGACAAACCCAUCUCUCACCGAAACGUUCCCGUCUUUAUUCCACUCAUGCUCCUGCGACAGGAGACUGAUUUGAAGACGUUCCGAUUACUGCUGGUGUACUCUCUUUACCUCAUCAUUGGUCGGCCAAUACCUCGGCUCAACGACUGUCUUCGUUUUUCAUUGAAUAACUCGCUAUACAACGAUUCUAAUGACCACCACGCCAAUGAUCUGCCUAGAAUAGAUGCUAGCACCUGCGCAACUAUCGUUGUCCGCUUGCUUUCUCAUGCUCGACGACUGUGGCCGGAAGCGCAGCUUCCUAUUGCACAGGCAUUCGCAUUCUAUCUCCGCACACAAGAUUCUCAGCAUAAUCGCUUCUUAAUCAAGAAGCUAGAUAGAUUUAUCCAGCUUCUUGCUUUACCUCCUGGACCGCGCCCCUUUAUAUCGGCCUCCAUACGGCAACAAGCACAAUUUGAGUUGUUGAAAGCUAUGGCAGAAAUACACCCCGCUUCGCCAAUCUCACGGAGAGGUUAUCAAGGUCUAGCUGCAGUUCAACUAGCUCAUAGGAAGACGGCAGCCGAACGCGAGUUUGCAGAAUUGAAGACGCCCUCAUGGCCCCCGUGGAAGGAGGAAAGGUCUGGCAUGGACGCCGACAAGGGCGUGGAAGGUACGAGAAGCCGCGCAUCGCGUGUGCUCUUGCAAAUGAGGGAAGCAGGCCAUUCAUUUUCUCUGUGGGAAGACGUCGCAAAUAUAUUGGCAGGGUGGGAUACGGACAAUAGUCCAAUGAUACAAACAAGGGCGCUGGCGCGCCAACCGAAACAUCUUUACGGGCUUCCCAAGCAGGAAAAUCAUCGUGCUAUCUGGGAAGCCCGAAUUCGCUCCACGAGAACUCUGCGGGAGGCAUGGGCGGCUUUCAUGGCCUAUGAAAGCCGAGGACUUCCGCCUCAUCGCGAUGUUUAUCAUGCAAUGGGCGAAAGGCUCGUAUUUGUGCAGAAGGAACGAAACGAGCAAAAGGCCAAGAUCAAUCGAUCUCUUCAAACCAGAAUUGCUUUGCCUGGAGAUGGUCCGGAGGUUUUUCCAGAACCUGCAUCUGCACGUGACUGGAUAUAUACCCCCACGGAACCGCCUACACUCUAUGUCUUCCUUAGGAGAAUGCUUUCCCAAGGAAUCCGCCCGUCUGGUCGGUUUUUGGCUUUGCUUUUGCACCACGCGCCGAGAAUCACCGUGGCCCUGGAUUGCCUUAGCGUCAGCGAUCUGACGAACCAACAGUUGAGGGUGUUGUUCAGUCUUGAUACAGAAAUAUCGGACACUGAUGCGGAGUCUAGCGAGGUGCUGGAUGCAUUGCCCGAGUAUCUCUUUGCGGCCUUUAUCCGCUUGCUAUGCAAAUUUUCUACCGUCACUAGGAAGUCCACCCGGUGGGUGGACGAGCCUAGAUCCUCAUAUGCUUUUCCCAUUCUGACAAAUAGCUGGCAAAAAUCUGAUGGCGUCCUGCUGAACAGCUGGUCAAGGUCCCAGACACGCACUCCAACGCUCUUCUUGUACACUGCUAAGAAAUGGGGCGUGGCGAAGCCUUUGUACGCAAUGCUUUUAUCCCACGCAGUAAGGUUGUUGCGGAAGCGAAAAUCCCAGAAGCCUCAAGCGUGGAUUCAGCUUCUGGCAGGUCUUCGCUCACAACGCAUUGUCGGUGAAUCUGAUUUUAGUCGUCAUGUUCAAAUGAUUAUUGCUUGGCAUGAGAUCUUGGAAGUCACCAAGUGGUUGGAUGAGCGCAACAUUGAGCUUGGCCCUGAUGGGUUUCAGAUCCUUUGCCAAAGUUUCUCGGCCGCAGUGACCGCUGGGGUAAUAGCUGAAGAAGCCACGAAGAAAGGCUUGGAAAUAGUGCAUAGAGCCGCGCAGAGAAGCAAAAAUCAGCCAGACGUUGCUCCACCAAGCUUUGAGGAUCUUGUUAGUCGCGGUCUAACCACCCUCAAAAGCCAGUUUGACCGGCUUGUCCUCUUGGAGCCAAAAACAUUUGUCUUGUUCGACACCCUCAGCGGAUCUCUCGAAAAGCAAACCGGGUCGCAGGUGGCAGUGCCGACCAUGAAUCACGUUCCGGCCCCUGCUAUUCUUCAUGCGUUCGUCAGGUCUCUCGGGUUAGCGGAGGACUCAGAAGGGCUGCUAAACCUUCUUCGGUGGAUGAGCAAGCACGCGAUGACCCUCAAACAGACGUCGGAUGAGUAUACGAACGGUGAUUUGCUGAUGCGACGCACCGUAGUCGCAGUCCGCAUGUUUCUCGAGGGAUAUUGGGGAAGAAGACCAGCGCCCGCAGCCUAUGAGCCUGACACUGCGGACUACGUUACACCCAGUGACUUUGAUGUGCCGAAAUUCUCAGAUCCAGCUCUGCAAGAGGCGUAUGACAUCGUCACGGAAACAGAGGUCUGGGGCCCUUGGCCGAGCGAUGAAGAAGUUAGGGACUAUUUCGAGCAUGGGCAGCAAUAG